GUGUCUACUUCGCAGACAACCAACCCACAACAUGAUCAAGUCGGUGCUCGUCGUCCUGGCCGUGGUGGCCGCCUGCCUGGCCGCCCCCGGCCCCAAGCCGGCCCCCGGCCUGCUGGCCAGCUACGUGGCCGCCUCCCCCGUCGCCUACACCGCCCACGCAGUCGCCGCCCCCGUCGCCUACACCGCUGCCGCAGCCCCCGUGGCCUACGCCGCCCCCUACUCUGCUGCCUACGUCGCCCCGUAUCAUGCUGCCUACAGCGCAGCCAUCCUGGGAUGAACAGCUCGCCGUAUUGGACUCCUGUCACUGUGGCGUACGCAGCGCCGUACGCCGCCCACACUGCUCUCCCCGUGAGGGCUGCCAAUCUGGGCUAAAUGCGACCCGUCUGCUGUCAAGCUGAAAAUAAACUUAAUUGGGACUCUG
This is a messenger RNA of Schistocerca gregaria, 421 nucleotides long. RefSeq names its product cuticle protein 19.8-like. The record is from RefSeq and is a predicted model, not a curated record. The coding region runs from base 32 to 277 and encodes 81 amino acids. The transcript has 2 exons. Lineage: Eukaryota; Metazoa; Arthropoda; Insecta; Orthoptera; Acrididae.